CAAUAACUUUUGCUUCCCUUGCAAUUUUAUCGCGUCGAAAACGUGAAAAUCCACACGGGACUUUCAUUAUUGCCUCUUCCGGGUGAUUCAAAUAAAUCCUGAACGAUAGGGUAACUUCAGAAGUAAAGAAAUAUGGCAGACAGUUCGCACGAAAGCGAAACAGGUCACGAUGAUUCUACAAAUGACUGCGACAACACAUGCGAAGUUAUUUCGUUACCUUCGGAGUCUGAAUUUUCCGCCGUUAUUUUUAACAACGUCUCCGAAUGCUAUCCACCCGACAGAGAUAUAGAAUGUCGAUAUACGAUAAAGCGUUCAGUUAAACCACGUUCCAGGGACUGGAUUGGGUUUUUCAAAGUUGGAUGGCAAUCUUCGCGAGAACAUUACACUUACGAAUGGUCGCCAAUGCCAAAUAUUCAAAAUGGCGAACAAGGAAAACCAGUGGCAAACAAGGUUGUUUUUCGUCAUAGGUAUUUGCCGAAAGCUGACGACGAGUUUUAUCAGUUUUGUUAUGUCACCUAUGCUGGGGACGUGAGAGGGGCAAGCGUUCCCUUUCAGAUUAAAACCAAGCCCGCGAUGGAUCAAGAAGAGCUUGAGUGUUGCGAAAUGGAAGAUGACGAGGGUUCAUCAAUUAUGGUUGUCAAGAACAAAACGGCUAUUAUGGAAGAAUCGCUAGCCCGCACUUUGGAAGAGAAUUCUGCUUUGAAAGCAACUAAAGAAGCAACGCUGGCAGAUUUGAAUUUGGCGAAUGAGAAAGUGAUGGAGUUAGAGUUGCAAAAAGUAGAUUUGACAUCCGAUUUGAAAGACUUAGAGGAAAAAGUCUCAAGCUUGGAGCAAACUUCUGCCCAGACGAAUAUCGCUUUGGAAGAAGCGCAAGAAAGGAACAGAGCGCUUGAAAGGAAAAUCGACGAUCUGAAGACGAUAGAGGAAAAUUCCAACAGGAAGAUUGUGGAAUUGACGAAGCUUGUUGAGGAAGAACGUGCGCAGAGCUCUCAAGUGGAGAAAGACACGGAAAAAUUAGAGGUGGAGAGGAAACAAUAUCUAGAGAGUAUGACCGCCGAUCGCCAAAUGAUUGAAAAGCUGCAGAAUGACUUGAAACACAAAGAUGAUGAAAUCAAUGCAGUGAAGGCUCGUUUGACAGAGUUUAAAACAAAAGCAAAGGCUGAAUGUACAGAAUUAAAGGAGAAAUUGGAGAAAGCAAACAACGCAAAUGGAAGACUGCAUGAGAAACUGUCACAGAUGACAGAGGAGAACGGUGGUCUUAAAAGAAAAAUUGAGGAGGAAUCCGAGCGUUUGACCAAAAAAGUGCGAGAAUUGAAUGUUGAGUUGAAGAGUAAGCAAACUGAACUGGAAAAAGCAAUGGAGGAAGUUGGAAACUGCAAGCAAACAAUUGAGGAAGUAGAAAGAGCCAAAGCAGAAAUAUUAAGGGAUGCAACACAUGAAGCAGAGUUGCUAGGCAACACAAUGGAAAGGCUGCAAGGAGAUGUGAAAGAAAAGCAAGAGCUUGUCCACCAACUUGAGUGUGAACUGGAAGAUGCUAACUCUCAGCUAGCUCAGGAGAAAGGAAAGACUACUGCAUUGGAAGAAGAUUAUGAGUCCGUAAUCAGGGCACUGCAUGACCAACUUGAAGGAGAGAAGGCCUUAAAUCAAUCCCUGUGUUCUCAGUCUGAUCGCAACUUAGCCAGUCUCCAAGCUCAAGUGCAAAAGCAGCUGGAGGCUAACAUGGAACUGAGUCAGCAGCUCGAGGGAAAAAAUGCUGAAAUAAGGGGGCUGUGUGGAGAGCUGGAUAACUGCAAGAAGCAAUUGCAAUCUGCAGAGGAGAAAGCCCAAAUAGCUUCAGUCAAGCUAAGUUCUGUAAGUGCUGAAGUCAGUGCACUGAGGGUAGACAAGGAGACUCUCCAGACAACUUUAUCAGAUACCCAAGGGGAAAGUGCGCAACUGACCAGAAAUUCAGCUGCUUCCAUGCAUGCAUUCAAGACUGCCCACUCUCAUCUGGAAAAGAAGUACUUGAAAGUCAAACAGGAGAUGGAUGAAAUGUGGAGGGAAAGAAAUGAGCUUAAGAGAACCAUUGCAAGUUUCCAAGGAAGUGUCUCGUCAGAUGACUUGCGCAUUCAACUGGAAGAAAUGAGGGCAAACAAUGAAGAUCUACGUAUGAGACUUAAGAUGGGAGAAGAAGCAUUCAAGGGAAAAUUUGUGGAGUGCCACAGAUUGCAGGCACAGUUGAACAAAUGGAUGAAGGGCUCAACAGUACAGUUAUCAGAAGAAAACUCAAUACCAGAGAUACAGACUCAGCUUGCCAAGCUGCAGAAGGAUUUGGAUGAGGCAAGAAAAGCAUUAGAGAAAGAGAAGAAUGCAAUGUUACAGAAGAAUAACCAAAUACACCAGUUGAUGUUGGAGAUUUCUGAGUUGAGAGUAAAAGUUCCAGGCAGUGAACGCUUGGAGCUACAGAAGACUGACCAAGUGGAGCAAAUCCCAGUUGUACAAGAACUGCUUGCAAAAGUGGCUGAGCUGGAGAUAAUCUUGGAUAUUGAAAAAGUGGAAAAAGAGAAUGUCAUCCAGGAGAUACUUAACCUACAAGAGCAGUUGAAAAAGAAAGACGGAGAGAUAAAAAAUGCUGAGGAGAAUCUUCAGAGCACCCAAGAGGCACUCUCCAAAGAGCAAGAAGAGAGAGAGAGACUUGGUGAGCAGGCCAGAACAAAGAUCCAGGAACUCGAAGCCAGUGAGAAAAAGGUUGUUCUAAAGAAUAAAGAGCUAACAAGAGAAGUGGAAAGAUGGAAAAAAGAAGUUGACCUCCAUGUAGAAGCGCAGUCCAGACUGAUGGAAAAUAGAUCUGAAAAUACUGAAGUAACCACUGAACAACCAAAACCUCAAGCUGCAGGAGAACAACCUCCCACAUCAGUUCCCACCAUCUUUCCAAAGCGCGGACCCUUGCUGGGAAUCUUUGGUCGUCCUGCUCCUCCUCUGUCAGUUCCAGACAAUCCUCAGCCAUGGGUUUUUGUCCAACACCAACCAGAACCAAGGCCGCAAAGCUCUCCAGUUGUGGUUCCUCCACAGGUGUUUCCUCACGUCCCUCCACAGGUGUUUCCUCACGUCCCUCCUCAGGUCCCUCCCCAGUACCCUAAUCAGUACCCUACUCAGUACCCUACUCAGAUGCCCAUUUCUACAUCAGAGCCCCCACUUCCUACUUCCCCUCCUCCAAGUGCCCCCGCCUUGACUGCAGUCUCUGCACCUGCUGUUUUGGAAUCGGAAGUGCCGCAAUGUCCGGUUUGUAAGGCUCUUUUGCCUCCAAGUGUUGACAGAGAUGAGCAUGUUAAUGGCCAUUUCAAUGAUUGAGUUUUUUUAGGAUAUUUUCAGUUACAUUUAACUGGUAAUUCAUAUUUAAAAUGAUGAUAAUCAGUAGCUUAAAGCUAGUAAUGUAAACAUGAUUACAUAAUGCUCAACUCAACAAUUGCAUUCAGAAAUUGGUUAGGUUUUUUUGGGGGGGGGGGGUAGAGAGGGGGUAAAACAGGGUACUAUUAAGAUGGAAAACUGUGCGAUUAAUUUGAAUUCUGAGGAUUGCACUACAAAUGGUUACGAGUUGUUAAUUGCAAGUAAGGCCUAGCUGCUUUUCUGCUUUUUUCAUAAUUUGAUGGUAGUAAGCGAUGGCUGUCGUAUUCCUGAUUGAGCACAUGCUACAAAUCACAAAUUUCUUCACUGCAAUGAACUUGUCAAUCAUGGAAAAUCAGAUCUGAAUAUGUUGAUGCCACAGCACCUUGCAAUAACCUCAGUGUUGUAUAAAACAACUGUGAUGGCCAAAGGGAGACAAAAAGUUUAAUGAUGAUUUGGCCAGAUGUCCACAAAGGAGAAGAUUGACCAGGAACAGGAAAGUGUACUUUGUAAUGAUACAGCUUUUACCAUUCAGUUGCAAAAAAAAAAAUGUAUUUUCCUCUAAAUUUAUGAUUGACUUAUAUAGGCUUGACAGUAUUUGGAAAUUAAUUAAAAAGGAAGUACCUUGUAAAUGUCUUUUAUUUUUAGUUCUUUCACUCUUCAGUGGUUAUGUCAUUGAAACUAAUUAAUACAUUAAAUUGACAUGAAUCAAGUAUUUUAAAAGGUGUAUGAACUAAUUAUAGACUUGUUAUCACUACCAAUCAGAGAGGAAACAUCAGUAUGUAUAUUCAAACAGUGUUCUAAAGUAAAUCUACUGAGAAACUAUACAGUAGCUAGUCAACUCACACAACAAACUUCAAGGUGCUUUCAUUUAAAAGUUUUACCUUGCCUAUUGAUUUCUAAGUAUUGCAUAGACAUUCAGUAAAAAGUGGACUUGUCCAUUGUAGUCAUGAGUGAGCUGACUUAUAAUACACUUGAAUCACUGAGAUAUCACUUUUUAAUUUCAAUAAUAUCAAUAGCAUUGAGUUCAUAAUUUUAAUGGAACCCUUACUGUUUUAUCUCAGACACAUAAACUUGAGUGUUGAUUGUAGGGAACUUAAUCACAGAUAUUUUUGCAAUGUGAAUAAUACAUGAAGGGAGAAUGCAAACUUCUCCUAGUUUGCUUUUUUAAUCAAUGAAUAAGUUGGAAAGGCCCUGUCUUAGCAGUUUGAACACUGCCCUACCAAGAAUAAAUGAAUAAACAACCUACAGCUUGUGUGAGGGUAAAGAACCCUUAACUUUUAGUUGUCAUUGACCUCUAAAAAAUGUCUGUGUUUAAGCUCCCCUAUGUUGGUUAUGUAUUCUGUGUGUUCUUUAAGAGUUAUUACUUUAAUGUGUCACAAAAGCUGCAAAUGAUGUAAACAAUGGUUUAUACUAUAAUGACCACAACUUGGAACUUUCUUUAAGAACAGCCUUUGUGAGAAAUUCCUUUGAAUCCAUCAUGGGAUUUGGCACAAAAUUACUAAAGAGCAAAAAAAAAAAAACCUCACUUAGGUACCUUUCCACUCCUUGCUUCUGUGCUGUGGAGAAUACUUCAGAAACAAGUUCAAGUUUCUUUAUUUUAAGUGAGUGAGUUAAAAGUUGGGCUUUUGUUAAAGGUAGCUCACAGGAAGUAACUUGAUUUAGUUGAAUUUCUUUCUUGAGUAGUGUAGUUGAUUUAGUUGAAUUUUUUUUUAGUGUAGGCAUAUAAGUAGAUUAUAACUAUCAAUUUUGUUUGGAAGUACUUUUGUGCUUGCUUAACUCCUAAAGAACAAAGCAAUAAUUGAAGGUGUGCCUGGGAAAAGCCCUGACACUUUGGAUACUGCUAAAUUCUCUUUCUUAACUGUCUUAUAUUUCCUUUUGAAUCAAAAGGAGAAUUUGAUGGUGCAUUGGGGUUUUAUUUCAUGCAUCCCUUCAAGUAGUAAAAUUUCUAAAAAAGCAAUUUCUCAAUUGUCAAUGUGUUUGUCAUGUCUCUGCAAAGACGACAAACUCAUUCUAACUAAUCAUGGCUUACAUAUCUUGGUUAACUUUAAAUGAUGAGGUUUUAAAGCAAAGACAAAUUUUUGGUUGGAACACA
Messenger RNA from Stylophora pistillata, 5458 nucleotides. RefSeq lists its product as uncharacterized. NCBI's taxonomy places the organism in Eukaryota, Metazoa, Cnidaria, Anthozoa, Scleractinia, Pocilloporidae. The record is from RefSeq and is a predicted model, not a curated record.